This is a messenger RNA of Lepus europaeus (European hare), 1299 nucleotides long. Its product is annotated as olfactory receptor 52Z1P-like. The record is from RefSeq and is a predicted model, not a curated record. The transcript has 4 exons. Bases 1 to 1299 code for a protein of 432 amino acids. Gene Ontology annotation, cellular component: membrane. Gene Ontology annotation, biological process: G protein-coupled receptor signaling pathway. Lineage: Eukaryota; Metazoa; Chordata; Mammalia; Lagomorpha; Leporidae. Gene Ontology annotation, molecular function: olfactory receptor activity; G protein-coupled receptor activity.
AUGGAUAACGCGUCUGACUGCGGGCCAGUACCUAUGGACGAACCUCUGGACCCAGCCAGGGUGAUAUGGACAGAGCUUCUGGACCCAUCCCAUGCCAGGAAGAAACACACAGGCAAGUUGGAUGGACUUGUAUUCUGUCCAGUACUAUCUGCAGCUGGCUACUCCAGUCUGGGCAUGCAGGCGCGCCACAGCACCAUACAGCCCACAGAGUGUCAGGAUAAGGUGAAAAGGAAGAUUUCAAUGAAUGCAAGUGAUGUGGGUAGCUUUCUUGCAAUACAGUGUAAUCUUGGUGGUGUGAAGACUCACAUGAAAACUGCAGCCUGUGUAGAUUCUAGAUUAGAAUGUGACCAUCUCUCAGUAGUGAAAUCCAACCAUACAGCUACUCAGUUCACCACCUUUCUGCUGACUGGUGUCCCAGGUUUGGAAGACUUGCAGAUUUGGAUCUCCCUCCCUUUCAGCUUCAUGUACCUCCUGGCUGUGAUCGGCAAUGGCCUGGUCAUGGCAGUGGUGGCUCAGGACAGGAGCCUCCAUGAACCCAUGUAUCUCUUCCUGGCGAUGCUGGCCCUCAACGAUGUCCUGCUUUGUACUGUCACCGUGCCCCAAAUGCUUCUCAUCUUCUGGAAGGGCCCUUCCCUGGUAACGUUUCCUGCUUGCCUCACCCAGAUGUUUUUUGUCCAUGCUUUGUUCCUCUCUGAAUCUGCUGUUCUACUGGCCAUGGCGUUUGAUCGCUAUGUGGCUAUCUGUGCACCUCUCCAUUAUGCUACCCUACUUACAAGCUCCCUCAUUGCCAAGGUGGGCCUGGUUCUGGUGGCUCGGAGCGUGGCUGUGGUCACUCCAGGUGUCCUCCUCGUUCUGAGGCUCCACUUCUGCCGGAGCAACAUCAUCCGCCACACCUAUUGUGAGAACAUGGGCAUUGCUAAGUUGGCCUGCAACAGCAUUGCACUUAACAGCAUUUAUGGGCUCACUGCUGCUCUCCUCACCACAGGGCUGGACUUUGUCCUCAUCUCCCUGUCCUACUGGCUUAUCCUGAAAACAGUCUUCCGACUACCUUCUAGGGAAGCCCGGAAAAAGGCCUUUGGAACCUGUGGAGCUCAUUUAUGUGUCAUCUUAUUAUUUUACACUCUAGCCUUCUUUUCCUUCUUUACCCACCGCUUUGGGCACCAUGUGCCUGGGCACAUCCUUAUACUCUUGGCAAACCUCUACUUACUGAUGCCACCUACCCUGAACCCCAUUGUCUAUGGGGUAAAGACCAAAGAGAUAAGGGUGCGAGUACUAGGACUCUGUAGCCAACUGAAAUGA